UAGUUGUACAUCCGGGUAAUUCUAAUAUGGAGGCGCCCAUCGAAUAGAAUUUGUGUCAAAAGCAAUAACAAUGUACCGCCCCACCAACGUUUAGAGUUCUUUUUCGUACAAACUGGUGAUACUGAGUUUUCAGGAGAAAGUCGUCAGCUAUUGAUUCAAUGGGUACCCCUGUAAAGGACAUUGUGAUUCCAGACAAUGCACAGAAGACUCUUCUGCUGCAGAAACAUGCUGAUUACAUAGCAGCAUAUGGUGCAAAAAAGGAUGACUAUGAGUACUGUAUAACAGAGUACCUACGGAUGAGUGGUAUGUACUGGGGACUGACGGCCAUGGACCUGAUGAAACAGGUGGAUCGAAUGAACAAAGAGGAGGUGCUCAGGUUUAUCCAGCAAUGUCAGCAUGAGUGUGGGGGUGUGAGUGCCAGCAUAGGUCAUGACCCCCACCUCCUGUACACGCUGAGUGCAAUACAGAUCCUGACAAUGUACGAUGCAUUAGAUAUGGUGAACACAGAAAAAGUGGUGGAAUUUGUGGUCUCACUUCAACAGGAAGAUGGCAGUUUUUAUGGAGAUAAAUGGGGUGAAGUUGACACCCGUUUCUCAUUUUGUGCUAUCGCAUGUUUAGCUUUACUGAAUAAGCUGAAUGCCAUUGAUGUGGACCGGGCAGUGGAGUUUGUACUGACCUGUAUGAACUUUGAUGGAGGGUUCGGUUGUCGCCCAGGGAGUGAGACUCACUCUGGACAAGUCUACUGCUGCGUGGGAAUGCUGGCAAUCACUGGCCGCCUGCAUCAUGUGAACGCAGACUUACUGGGAUGGUGGCUGUGUGAAAGACAACUUCCCUCUGGGGGCCUUAAUGGGCGUCCUGAAAAAUUACCAGAUGUUUGCUACUCAUGGUGGGUGCUAGCUUCCUUGAAGAUUAUUGGGAAACUUCACUGGAUAGACAAGGACAAACUUAUACAGUUCAUUCUGGCCAGUCAGGAUGAGGAGACUGGAGGGUUCGCUGACCGGCCCGGGGAUAUGGUUGAUCCCUUCCACACCCUAUUUGGGAUCGCAGGUCUGUCCUUGCUGGGGGAGGACCGGAUCAAGCCUGUGAAUCCAGUGUUUUGUAUGUCAGAGGAGGUCAUUCAGAGAGCAGGCAUAAGAGUUGAACUAUUGUAGGAAUGGUCACUGAUAUUCAGGGUCAGCUAGGAGCACUUUCUGUGAUACUGCUGUCAGUCUAGUCAGCAAGCGUACAAAGGAUCAAGAUGGUUGUCAGGGGGAUAGACUUAAAAAAAAAACAUCCUGCCUUUUUUAAUGAAUGAUUGGAAGGAACUGAAGAAAAGAGUAAUAGAAUGGAUGAAUGAAAUUUGCAUGCAGUCUGAUGUAUAAGGUAGCUUCAUUUUGUGUUUGUUAAAGACUAUCCUCUUGCCAACUUACUGCAAGAACAGCAUGUUUUGUAGUCCCAGUUGUUUUUUUCAGAAAUGUGUCAGAGUUACUUACCUUGAAUGAUCUACAUUUCACUGUUUAAGGAAAUAAACAAAAUGGAUACUAAGUAAUUAUGAAAUGCUAUAUACUUGAGCCAGCAGUAAUGUUAAACUAUGGGCACAAUAUGGUUUCAAUGUAAUUUCCAAGUCUAAUCCUCAUCCAAAUCAUGUAACAAAGGAACACAGCAUACCUUAUCAUCUACAUACAACUGCAGCGCUCAGCUUGCUCUUGUAGCACUUCAUUUAGUGUCAGGACAAAAAAUAGCUUUUGAUAUUGUUGGAUAAAUUCAAGUUAAAAAUGUUAUUAUUGAUCUAUUUUAAACAUAUGCAAGUAGUUUAACAUUAAUUAUCACAUGUCCAUUUUGAUGUUAUGUUAUUUUGUUCUCUUGGUGUUAUAGCAAAUAUUAAUAAAUGUUUUAAUCAAAUA
Molecule: messenger RNA, 1883 nt
Organism: Magallana angulata
Lineage: Eukaryota; Metazoa; Mollusca; Bivalvia; Ostreida; Ostreidae
Product: geranylgeranyl transferase type-2 subunit beta-like
Exons: 8
Coding region: 159-1151 (330 amino acids)
Biological process (GO): protein geranylgeranylation
Cellular component (GO): Rab-protein geranylgeranyltransferase complex
Molecular function (GO): Rab geranylgeranyltransferase activity
Source: RefSeq, a predicted model, not a curated record